AUGAAGCUCCUUUACAUCGGUAUCAUCCGUAACGACUCCCAGCCCGCUCACGAGAUCGUCGCCGAAAAGGAACUCAGCGCCUACUCGCGCUUCACCCGCAACAACUAUGCCGAAUUCAUGAGCUUCACCGCCAAGACCGUCGCCGAGCGGACCCGCGCCGGCCAGCGCCAGGACGUCGAGGAGCAGGACUACACAUUCCACGCCUACGGCCGCUCAGAGGGCGUCUGCGGCAUCAUCAUCUCCGACCACCAGUACCCCGCCCUCGUCGCCCACCAGCUCCUCAGCAAGGUCGUCGACGAGUUCCUCGUCAAGAACCCGCGCUCCGCCUGGGCCACGGGCACCCCCUCCAUCCUCUUCCCCGAGCUCAAGGAGUACCUCGCCAAGUACCAGGACCCGGAGCAGGCCGACAGCAUCCUCAAGAUCCAAAAGGAGCUCGACGAGACCAAAAUCGUCCUCCACAAGACCAUCGAGAGCGUGCUGCAGCGCGGGGAGAAGAUCGAGGACCUCGUCACCAAGAGCGACGGGCUCAGCGCCCAGAGCAAGAUGUUUUACCAGCAAGCGAAGAAGCAGAACUCGUGCUGUGUGCUAAUGUAG
Clonostachys rhizophaga is the source of this 594-nucleotide messenger RNA. The record is from the annotation of a GenBank genome assembly. Lineage: Eukaryota; Fungi; Ascomycota; Sordariomycetes; Hypocreales; Bionectriaceae.